AUGGCUGGUUUCUCCACAUUCAUCAUCUUUACCUCUGUCCUCUGUCAGCUCCCAGUGACAGCAACUUCUGGACCUCUGAAGGAAGUGGUUGGUGCCCUUGGUGGAUCUGUGACCUUCACUGUGAGUUUCCCAGAAAAACAGAUUGACACUGUUAUAUGGACCUUCAAUACAUUCACUGUUGCCAUCGUAAAUAAGGACAAUGCCAAAGUGCUCCAAAAUCCUAAGAAAGAAAAAAUACUCUUCCCAGAUGGAAGCUACUCCAUGAAACUCAGCCAGCUGAAGAAGAAUGACUCGGGUGUCUACCGUGCAGAGAUUCACAGUACAUCACUUCAGUCUCCCUUCACCCAGGAGUAUGUGCUGUAUGUCUAUGAGACUCUGUCAGCACCAAAAGUCACCACGGAUGAGCAACCCAGCAAGAAUGGCAGCUGCACAACAAAACUGACAUGCUCCGUGGAAGAGGAAGGAGACAAUGUGACUUACAGCUGGAAAGCCAUCGGGCAGGGAGCCCAUGAGCUUCAUGAUGGUGCCAUCCUCCCCAUCUCUUGGAAAUUGGGAGAGAAAGAAAAGACCUUAAUUUGCAUGGCCAGGAAUCCCAUCAGCCACAGUUCCUCGAACCCCGUCCUUGCCCGGAAUCUUUGUGAAGAUACUGCCAACCUGGACAAAAGUUCACCCAGGUUCAUCCUAUACACUCUACCAGUGGCCAUCGUGUUCAGUCUCACGCUGAUUAUUGCCUUUGCUGUUCGGACAGAGAAAGGAAAAGGCUCCAAGAAAGACACAGAGAGAGUGGACAACUUCUGUCCCUUGGAAGAGAAUACAGAAUAUGCCACAAUCCCUUAUAUUAACGAAAGGAGUCUGGAAGAUGAUGCAGCAAACACACUUUAUUCCACUGUGCAGAUCCCCAAAGCAGUGAAGAGUCCCAGCUACCUGCCUGCAGAGCCACCUAUGUGGAGGCAAUUAAGCUUUGAAAAUAUUAUCUAG
Messenger RNA from Cricetulus griseus (Chinese hamster), 978 nucleotides. Lineage: Eukaryota; Metazoa; Chordata; Mammalia; Rodentia; Cricetidae. The record is from RefSeq and is a predicted model, not a curated record.